AUGUACGGCAGUGCCAGAGCUGUAGGCCAUAUAGAGAGCAGCCCCGCACGGUCCCCGCGCCUGCCAAGGUCCCCCAGACUGGGCCAUCGGAGGGCCAACAGCGGGGGCGGGGGUGGUGCGGGGGGCAAGACGCUCUCCAUGGAGAACAUCCAGUCCCUCAACGCUGCCUAUGCUACUUCAGGGCCCAUGUACCUGAGUGACCACGAGGGCGUGGGCUCCACUGCCACCUACCCCAAAGGUACUAUGACUCUGGGUCGCGCCACCAGCCGGGCCAUGUACGGGGGCCGCGUCACAGCCAUGGGCAGCAGCCCCAACAUUGCUUCAGUGGGGCUGCCCCAUGCUGACCUUCUGUCUUACAGUGACCUGGGCUCCCUCUCCAUGCUGCACCCCCACCACCACCAGGGGGUGCCCUCUGCCCUGCUGAGGCAGGCGGUGCGGGGCAGUGGGGGGGAGCUGCUGGAGAUGCAGGCCCAGCUCAGGGAGAUGCAGAGGGAGAAUGAGAUGCUGCGCAGGGAGCUUGACCUGAAGGACAGUAAGUUGGGCUCUUCCACCAACAGCAUCAAGAGCUUCUGGAGUCCUGAGCUGAAGAAGGAGAGAAUAAUGAGGAAAGAGGAGGCUGCACGCACAUCAAUCCUUAAAGAGCAAAUGAGAGUCACUCAUGAGGAGAACCAGCAUCUCCAGAUGACGAUCCAGGCUCUGCAGGACGAGUUGCGCACACAGCGAGACCUGAACCACCUGCUGCAGCAGGAGAGCGGUAACCGCUCCGCUUCCGAGCACUUCACCACCAUCGAGCUGACAGAGGAGAACUUCCGUCGGCUGCAGGCCGAACAUGACAGGCAGGCCAAGGAGCUCUUCCUGCUAAGAAAGACGCUGGAGGAGAUGGAACUGAGGAUUGAGACCCAGAAACAGACACUGGGUGCCAGAGAUGAGUCCAUUAAGAAGCUGCUGGAGAUGCUGCAGAGUAAAGGGCUGCCCCCGGGGCCGGGCAGGGCGUCUGAGGAGGAGGAGCAGGAGAGAGCCAGGCGCAUUGCUGAGGCAGAGGCCCAGCUGGGACAUCUGGAGGUCAUUCUGGACCAAAAGGAGAAGGAGAACAUCCAUCUGCGAGAGGAACUGCACAGAAGAAAUCAGCUGCAUCAGGAUCCAAGCAAAACCAAGGCUCUGCAGACCAUCAUAGAGAUGAAAGACACCAAAAUUGCCUCUCUGGAGCGCAACAUCCGAGAUCUGGAGGAUGAGAUCCAAAUGCUGAAGGCAAACGGCUUACUGAACACAGAGGACAGAGAGGAGGAGAUCAAACAGAUGGAGGUCUACAAGAACCACUCAAAGUUUAUGAAGACCAAGAUUGACCAGUUGAAGCAGGAGCUGUCAAAGAAGGAGUCAGAGCUGUUGGCUCUGCAGACAAAACUAGAGACCCUCAACAACCAGAACUCAGACUGCAAACAGCAUAUUGAGGUGCUCAAAGAGUCUCUCACUGCCAAGGAGCAACGUGCUGCCAUCCUGCAAACAGAGGUUGAUGCUCUACGUCUGCGUCUGGAGGAGAAAGAGUCCUUCCUGAACAAGAAAACCAAGCAGCUACAGGACCUGACGGAGGAGAAGGGUACGCUCGCUGGAGAAAUCAGGGACAUGAAGGACAUGCUAGAGGUCAAAGAAAGGAAGAUCAAUGUCCUGCAGAAGAAGAUUGAGAAUCUGCAGGAGCAGCUGCGUGACAAAGACAAGCAGCUGGGGAACCUGAAGGACAGGGUCAAGUCUCUGCAGACAGAUUCCAGUAACACAGACACUGCCCUGGCCACCCUGGAGGAGGCGCUGUCAGAGAAGGAGAGGAUUAUAGAGCGUUUAAAGGACCAAAGGGAGAGAGAAGACAGAGAACGUCUGGAAGAAGUAGAGUCCUAUAAGAAGGAGAACAAGGACCUGAAGGAGAAGGUCAACAGCCUGCAGAUAGAAUUAACAGAGAAAGAGUCCAGUCUCAUCGAUCUGAAGGAACAUGCUUCAUCGCUUGCAUCUUCUGGCCUCAAGAAGGAUUCAAAGCUCAAAUCACUGGAGAUUGCCAUUGAGCAGAAAAAAGAGGAGUGUAGUAAGUUGGAGACCCAGUUACAGAAGAAAGCCCACGAGGUGGAGCAGCAGUCGAGCUCCAGAGGGAACCCAGACUACGUGGACAGAGUGAAGCUGCUGGAGAAGGAGGUGAGCUACUACAAGGACGAGGCCAGCAAGGCUCAGACAGAGGUGGAGAGACUCCUGGACAUCCUGCGAGAGGUGGAGACUGAAAAGAAUGACAAGGACAAGAAGAUUGCCGAGUUGGAAAGGUAACUAACUCUGACUUUCUAGAGAAGCAAAGACCAGACUAAGAAGGGUUCAAACAUCAAACUGGGACCACAAGGGGACAAGAAAGGCUUAGGACAGGACCCUCGUAAGGACACCUCCAUGGAUAGUGGCCACCACUUAAAGCUGGAGGAGCUGAUGAACACACUGGAAAGGACAAGGCAGGAGCUGGAUGCCACCAAGCAGCGUCUCUCCUCCACACAGCAGUCUCUGCAGGAGAGGGACACCCACCUCACCAACAUGAGACAAGAGCGCAGGAAACAGCUGGAGGAGAUCCUGGAGAUGAAACAACAGGCUCUGCUGGCAGCCAUCAGUGAGAAAGAUGCUAAUAUUGCACUGCUGGAACUGUCUGCCUCUAAUAAAAAGAAGACCCAGGAGGAGGUGCUGGCCCUCAAGAGGGAGCGGGACAAACUGAUGCACCAGCUCAAACAACACACACAAAGCAGAAUGAAGCUAAUAGCCGACAACUAUGAAGAUGAGCAAUAUCAUCCACAUGGUCCUCACCACCCCCACCAUCACCGUGGAGGGCCAGCCCGAGGACCCCCACAUGCUGGUCACCGCCCCUCCCCGGACCAGGAUGACGAGGAGGGCAUUUGGGCAUAAUCCUUGCUGUGACAACCAAAGCUCUAAUGUUGUUUUGAGGGAUGAUUCAGUCACUACUGGAAGAGCACAGCCAUGCCAUGAUGUUGAAACACUACUACCCAACCAAACAUUUGUUAUCGCCACUCUAUCAGCACUCAGCAAUGGGACUUUUGUUUAUUUUCCGGGAAAGAGGAAGGUGCGCUCAGGUGUGCAGGUCAUGUGGGGAGGCUGACAGCUGGGCAGGGUGACCUGGGACCUCUUCUUCGUGUGAACAGGAGCAGAUGUCGGCCACUUUCUCCGUACAAAUCACAGAUGCGGGACUGAAUUAGAUAGAAAGAGGCAGAUGUUGAAGUGCUCUGUGUCAGAUUGUUAGUUUGAACAGGCAUGCCCUGCAUCAGAGGUCUCACAGAGGUCACCUCACCUGUCUGUCACCUGCUUCAGACCAACAACGCCCUCUUGAUCCUCCCAGCAGAAAUCUCAUGACUGUCUGCCAGCCUAGUUUUUAUUUUCCUCAUCCUUUUUCUUUUAGUUGGUUCAAGAUCAUGGUUGUCUUGCUGUCUGUUUCACCUGCCUGACUGACUCCUCUGGCUCUGGUUGGCUCCCCUGCUUGACUAUGUCAUGGUUUCUCGAUCCUCACUGCCCUGCUGACCCCACCUGGUGACAUCUGACCCCUCUGCCUGGCUAUCAUGACCCUCAGUGUGCAGAGUCUCUUUUGUUUUAUUCACCUGGUUGUGGCACCCAAUAACUUUUUUUUACCUUUAUCAUACCCCAAAUCACCCCUUUCUAGAGAACCUCAUGUUCAGCACCUCUAAAAAAAAUUAUGUAUUGUCCCUUUACUU
Molecule: messenger RNA, 3734 nt
Organism: Seriola dumerili (greater amberjack)
Lineage: Eukaryota; Metazoa; Chordata; Actinopteri; Carangiformes; Carangidae
Gene: erc2
Product: ELKS/RAB6-interacting/CAST family member 2
Exons: 18
Biological process (GO): maintenance of presynaptic active zone structure; neuromuscular synaptic transmission; regulation of synaptic plasticity
Cellular component (GO): cytoskeleton of presynaptic active zone
Molecular function (GO): structural constituent of presynaptic active zone
Source: RefSeq, a predicted model, not a curated record